Molecule: messenger RNA, 1391 nt
Organism: Acomys russatus (golden spiny mouse)
Lineage: Eukaryota; Metazoa; Chordata; Mammalia; Rodentia; Muridae
Gene: Cdca7l
Product: cell division cycle associated 7 like
Exons: 10
Coding region: 72-1391 (439 amino acids)
Biological process (GO): regulation of DNA-templated transcription
Cellular component (GO): nucleus
Source: RefSeq, a predicted model, not a curated record
GCGCUGCGUGCUCGGGGCCGCGCCAGCCCGGGUGGCCGCGUGCAGGGCGCAGGCUGAGCCCUGCCGGGAAGAUGGAGCUGGCCACGCGCCCCCAGAUCCCCAAAGAAGUAGCUGACAUCUUUAAUGCUCCCAGUGACGAUGAAGAGUUUGUGGGUUUCCAGGAAGAUGUUCCCAUGGAAAACCUAUCCGAGAGCUGUGGUAGUCUGGACUCGCUGGAGUUGGAGAAACAGCAGAACAUGCGUUUUCGUUCCGAGUACUUCACGGAAGAGCUAAGAAGGAUUUUCGUAGAGGAUACGGAUUCAGAGACGGAAGAUUUUGAAGGCUUUGCUGAGAGUGAGCUGAACGCGCGCAGUAGCCCCAAGGUAACACUGGUGGAGUCAGAACCGAGUGACAGUGACCAAGCAUGUCCUGUGGUGAGUGACGAGGAGGAAGAGGAGGCUGUACCUGAGAGAGGCAGGUCCACAAGAAGUAGUUUUGGUCUUCGAGUCGCCUUCCAGUUCCCCACCAAGAAACUGGCAAAGACACCAGAUAAGAAGAGCUCACGCAUGUCGGACAGUAAGGCUGAUCCUGGAAGAGAGAGAAGCUGCAGAUGGGCCAAGGAACAGGAAGACUCUCCCUCUGAGUCUGAGGACGACUCCAAGGCCGGGCACCUUGGAGAGAACUCAGAUGCUCUCCUGAAAAGGGCCAUGAACAUCAAAGAGAACAAGGCCAUGCUCGCACAGCUGUUGGCGGAACUGAACUCGGUGCCGGAUCUCUUCCCGGUGCAGACCCCGUCCUCAGCGUCUUCUAAGAGGAGAGCAGCACGAAGGGCCUUCUCAGCCGGGCAGAUCACACGGCGCACGAACCCAACCCGCAGCGCACGGCCCCCCGAGAAGUUUGCUCUGGAAAACUUCGCCUUCUCAGCCACCAAGCUCACCGAACAGCUUGGCAGCUUCCGACGGAGGAAGACGGUUAGCGGGGGGAAAUGCCAGAGGUACAGACGACGUCACCGAGUGUCUUCUCUCCGCUCACUGAAAAACGUCACCGAAGAAGACUUGGAUAACGUUGCUGUAACUGUGCGUGAUAAAGUCUACGAUAAAGUGCUGGGUAACACGUGCCAUCAGUGCCGGCAGAAGACCAUCGAUACCAAGACGGUGUGUCGGAACCAGAGCUGUGGUGGUGUGCGGGGGCAGUUCUGUGGGCCGUGCCUGCGCAACCGCUACGGGGAGGAUGUGCGGACGGCACUGCUGGAUCCGGAUUGGACGUGUCCUCCCUGCCGUGGGAUCUGCAAUUGCAGUUACUGUCGGAAGCGAGAUGGCCGCUGUGCCACUGGGAUUCUCAUUCAUCUGGCCAAGUUUUACGGUUAUGAUAAUGUCAAGGAAUACCUGGAGAGCUUACAGAAGCAGCUGUAG